Cooperia oncophora is the source of this 426-nucleotide messenger RNA. The record is from the annotation of a GenBank genome assembly. NCBI's taxonomy places the organism in Eukaryota, Metazoa, Nematoda, Chromadorea, Rhabditida, Trichostrongylidae.
AUGUAUUCGCUGUUUUCUGUUGUGGGUCGCACUAGUCAAGGCAUUUGUGAUGAACGACGUCUCCUGUACAUGUACGGUCCUGCGGCGAUUGACACGACCAAGUUCCUGCAUGUAGUUGUCAAUGGAGACACGCUGCUUUCCUUGCAUGAAGCCUCACACAUCAAGGAGUUAGCGGAUGGUUGUCCAUGCGUGCUGUACAUUCGUCGUUCACCGAUGCAACCAGCAUCAGCAGGUGUAGCGAAGCUUCGGCCACAUCCUGACGGAUACAGUGCGGAUCAACCCCCAGCAACACCCCUGUCGAGCACCUUUGACACCGUCAAGUCAAAUUCUGCUUCUUCCUCGCAAAUGAACAAAGCGUCGGAUACGUUGUCGGUGGCUUCCACAUCCACAGGUGAUUCUCUUCAUUUUUUUAAGUGCACAGUUUUU